UCAUUCAUUUUGAAAGUUUCAAAAUGUUUGUAAUUUUUUUGGAACUGCAAAAUAAAACUUUUCAGGCAAAGUUAUUUCCUAUUUCCAAAGAUUCAUUGAAAACAACAACGUCAUAACUUUUUUUGUGAACUAUAAAACAAUAUAGUCGUAUGGCGAAGAAAGAUAUUGAAUUAUGAGCACUUCUUCAUCGUCCAAAAUACCGGCUUUAGCUGAUUGUGUUCUUCUGCAAGUGGAAAAUCGCAUUAAAGAAUCGGAAAACAAACAACUGCUAGACGAGGAUUUGCUGUCUCUACAUGCAGUUUUCGGAGCAGUGCUUGAACGCGCCCUAGACAUAUUAGAAAAAUAUCCUACUUUUGUAGCGUACACAACCGCUAAUAAAAUUAGAACUUUGAUAGAGAUUCAAGGUGAAAACGACCGCUGUUACAGGGUUUUCCCGCGCAUAAAUUUCUGCCCUUGCCGAUCGUUUAAACAUCAAGUUAUUGAAAGGAAAGCUCAGAUUCUUUGUAAGCACGUAUUGGCGGCGAGAAUUGCACAAAUAUUAGGCAGGAUUACUGACCACGAGGUAACUGGGGAUCAGUACCUGAUGUUAUUGCGUUCUAUGUACAAUAUUGAAGAGAAUCAUGGAUGAAGGAACUUCACAGUACUAUUUCACAGCUUCUAUGGACUCUGGGAAAACAUUGUGCAGCUUGUUGAAGGCUAUACAGUUUCAAGAGAAUGCAGUAUUCUGUGCAUUACCAGAGGGUCUCAAGCUGACCGUGGAAGAAGGCAAGUGUGUGCAAGCAUCUGCCUAUGUACCGUCAGAUAACUUUACUGAGUACCAUGUUAGAGAUGAUGUUGAUGUUAUGUUCAAGAUCAGUAUAGCAGUCUUAUCAGAAUGUCUGAACAUAUUUGGUUCUGGUGAAGAGUCCAGUUUGAAAAUGUAUUACAGAGGUGAAGGGUCACCUUUACUGCUAGUAUUGCAACCCCAAUCUGUUCACAACGUGAUGACGGAUUGUGAGAUAUCAACACAAACUGCAGACUCUGUCCUGGAGCUCCGAGAUGAGGAUGCUGAAGAAGUUGCCAAGCUUGUGCUGAAGGCCCCCGCCUUUUUAUGUCUGCUGGCUGACUUGGAGAGAUCCUGUGAAGUAUUUGAGCUGAACCUGUCACCUGACCAUCCUAAUGUCAGCAUUGUUACUUAUGGCAUGCAGGAUAGAUCAUGCAUUGACAUGCCAAAGUCUUCAGACAUGGUCCAGAGUUUUAGCUGUGAAUCACCUGUCACGUUGAGGUACCAGCUCAAUCACAUACGAACCAUUAUGAAGGCACUCGCGAUAUCUACUAAGGUUGUAUUAAGAUGCAGCUCAAAUGGCCUUAUGCUACUCCAGUUAAAGUUAGAAAAAGAAGACCAAAGGCAAAUGUUUUCCGAAUUUUAUAUUGUUCCAUUACUUGACGAUUAAUUCUGUUAUUUAGGUUCUAAGGAUAUUUUUAUAAAUAAAAAACAAAUUGCAAAAUA
Molecule: messenger RNA, 1489 nt
Organism: Helicoverpa zea (corn earworm)
Lineage: Eukaryota; Metazoa; Arthropoda; Insecta; Lepidoptera; Noctuidae
Gene: Rad1
Product: cell cycle checkpoint protein RAD1
Exons: 7
Coding region: 621-1433 (270 amino acids)
Biological process (GO): DNA damage checkpoint signaling; DNA repair
Cellular component (GO): checkpoint clamp complex; nucleus
Molecular function (GO): 3'-5' exonuclease activity
Source: RefSeq, a predicted model, not a curated record